AUGGAGCCUCACAGCUCGAAUCGGCUACCCCACCGAAAAAGAAGGAGGGAUGGGUACUGUGGAGAGAAAGGGGAGGGGGAGCCACCCGUCAAGGUCUCACGUACUGUGGGUCUGACAGAUCCUGCCCCGUUUGCUGACCAACUUGAGCCUGCCACCACCCCUUACAAGCGCGUCAGCAUGGACGAGGCACGACAAGGCACUCCGCAAGAUCGUCCAGUUCGGGUGUAUGCAGAUGGGAUCUUUGACAUGUUCCACUCAGGUCAUGCUCGAGCGUUAAUGCAAGCCAAGGGGCUCUUUCCUAAUACCCACCUCAUCGUUGGAGUGUGCAGUGAUGAUCUCACACACAACCUGAAGGGUUUUACGGUCAUGAACGAAGACGAACGCUAUGAUGCAGUCAGUCACUGUCGCUAUGUCGAUGAAAUUGUGCGUAACGCACCGUGGACGCUUACACCCGAAUUCCUAGCUGAGCAUCGGAUUGACUUUGUUGCUCAUGAUGAUAUACCCUACUCCUCAGCUGGGAGUGAUGAUGUGUACCAGCACAUAAAGGCAGCCGGCAUGUUUGCACCCACACAACGUACAGAGGGUAUCUCCACAUCCGAUUUAAUCACACGCAUAGUUCGUGAUUAUGACGUUUACGUGCGCCGAAACCUACAGAGAGGCUACACUGCCAAAGAGCUCAAUGUUAGCUUCAUCAAUGAGAAGAAGUACCAUCUUCAAGAGAGGGUGGACAAGGUGAAGAAGAAGGUUCGAGAUGUGGAAGAGCGCUCCAAAGAAUUUGUGCAGAAAGUGGAAGAGAAGAGCAUUGACCUGAUUCAGAAGUGGGAGGAGAAAUCCCGGGAGUUUAUUGGCAACUUCCUGCAGAUGUUCGGUCCAGAAGGGGCGCUGAAACACAUGCUGAAGGAGGGUAAGGGGCGGAUGCUGCAGGCCAUCAGUCCCAAACAGAGCCCCAACAGCAGCCCGACACGCGAGCGCUCCCCUUCGCCAACCUUCCGACUGCCUUUCUUCUCCAAGACCUCCCCUCCAUCCUCGCCACCACAUCACCACGCAGCAUACAGCAUCAGCGAGGAUGAAGAUGACAAUGGCGAUUAGAAGACAUUCCUAAACCCUCCAUUCCUCCCUUUAUCUCUGUUUCUUGACAAGUCUUGACAUGUACUUAGACUUUCAUCGUAUUUUAUUCCCAACUUUGGUUGACCCAUUUCAAAAUUAUGAGAAUUUGUUCAAAUGUAUAAUGUUUUAUCAUUCUGUGAACUGGACUGGGGUGUUAUAACUAAAACACACAUAAAACACAACAUAUUUUGACUGAUCAUAUAAUAUAUAAAAAGUAGCUGACAUUCUAAGACGCAUUCAUGCUCCCCAGCUUGGGAGACCAUACAGCUAUGUGCCUCCAGAAUGUUUGGUUGUCUAAAACCAACCCAGCCUCAUAACGGCUGUCUGCUUCUUUAUCUCCAAACAAAAACUUCCCUCCAACACAUUUUUUUUAUUAGUUGGGCUAGACAAGGAGGGGGGGGGCACAUCCCCCUACAUGCAGCAAUGGAAUGCCUCUGCUCUCAGGCAGUAGACACAAACUUUGUUUAUCAGUGAGCAGUCUAAAGGAUUUCUUUAGCUACUUCUCCCCAUAAGUCUACAUUCUCUCUUCUCUCCAGUACUUCCUCAAGAUAAAAACUAUGACUCAAAGUAUUUCGUUAGGACCUUUUUAGUUAGGUUUGUAGUUGUUUGAUCACCUGAUUGCAAUGUGAUUUGUCCUAUUUAAGAAUCUGUUUAAUUUAUUUUCAGUUCUACAAUUUGUUGAAAUAUGUGAUUUUUCAACUUUGCUUGAUCAGGUAACAGGGUAAGCCAUAGAACAGUGUUGGAUUAUCAUGAACCACCUUAGCUCACAGCUGCAUUGUGUUACUAAUUGUACCAGACAGCUUGUUAGAGGAUUCUCCAGUGCCCAAAUAAAUGUUUGCAAUAUAAAGUGACCAUGUGAGUCUGUUUAAAAUGCACAUGUUAACCUCCAAUUUAACCCAUGAUAUUAUAGAUUGUCAACAUUGUUCACACAAUGGAAAGCUUUAAGUUAUUGUACUAAAUAAUGAAUGAUGCUUCCAGUUCCAGGCAUUUUUUGUGCCUGAUGUUUAUUUUUGAUGUCUUGUCUGUCAGUUUCAAUAAAGUGUAUGCAUCUACUGGCCAACUCUAAAGAAUAAUCUUAUACUCUUUAUGCAACUAUUGUGUUAUUUUGUUUUAGUAGUUCCCUGGGUAGAACAGAUAUUGGAUAUAUUGUAUGAUCUGUUUCAUUUCUUGGAACAAGAUGAGGAAAAAUGUGCUUCAGUUUGAAGUAAAAAUACUUGAAUAGCACUCAAAGGCUUAAUUUUGUAUUGCGUUGCAAAAACGUGAAAAUGUACAGUUCUUCCUACCACCAAAUAACCUUGGAAAAUAUUUGCAACUUUUUCUAAAAUCCAUACAAAACAAACUAACAUGGUAUAAAACUUUGUAAUAAAAUAUACAGAAGGUUAGCUGCAUUAUGUCUUCAAUUAUUUAAAUCUUCAUAAAUUGUACCAACAAUUACUUAGUCAUAACUAACAAAAGACCUGGAAAUACCAACUGACAUAUUUAAAACCAGUUGGCUUAUACAGUGAGAUGUGUCAUAACAAAAACAUAAAUGGGGAUAACAUUAGACAAUAUAAAGGGUGUAUAACAUUAGCCCUUUGGUGUGAUGCCAAGAGAAUGAGGUUAAUCCGGUAUCCAAUCCACUCUCCAUUACAAUUUCACAAUAUUUCUGUGAGGUCCAUAG
Hypomesus transpacificus is the source of this 2767-nucleotide messenger RNA. RefSeq names its product phosphate cytidylyltransferase 1A, choline b (gene pcyt1ab). The record is from RefSeq and is a predicted model, not a curated record. Gene Ontology annotation, biological process: CDP-choline pathway. The transcript has 8 exons. Lineage: Eukaryota; Metazoa; Chordata; Actinopteri; Osmeriformes; Osmeridae. Bases 1 to 1089 code for a protein of 362 amino acids. Gene Ontology annotation, cellular component: endoplasmic reticulum. Gene Ontology annotation, molecular function: choline-phosphate cytidylyltransferase activity; phosphatidylcholine binding.